UACAAAAUAUGAAACUGCCGACUAACAUAACCUUCACAUUGGAAAAACAAGGCAAUGGCUCUUCCUUUCCCCCGACGGAGAAAUCCCCGAUGUUCGAGCAGUUCGGCUUUCUCUAUGUUGCCUACAUUCUUCUUAUAAUGACAUCACUCUUUGGUAACUGUGCCCUCAUUCAUAUCAUUCGCACAAGACCCUCAAUGAAAACAACUACGAACCGUCUCAUACUCAAUCAAGCAUGCGCGGACUUACUUACGACGCUGAUUGUCAUGACUGCCAUGUUCAGAGAUACCCUGUUCCUUAAGAAGUGGUUUUACGGUACCGGAAGUCUUACAGCAUGCAGGUUCACGGUCUGGGUUACUUAUGUUCCACCACUUUGCUCCGUGUGGACAUUAACCGCUAUCGCCGUUGACAGAUACUUCGGGGUCACUCGCCCUUUGCAAGCCUCACCGAUAUCAAAUCAUUUCUGGCUUGUAGUCGCAGCGUUGUGGAUUUGGGCAGUGGGCUCGGCUGCUGGAAUGCAGUCUAUGGCGAACCUCAAGUUCGUCGGCAAGCAGGUUUACUGUGUGACCGAUUACUCGCACGUCGAAUUUACGGCGGGGAACAUAGCAGCACUAUGUCUCCUCCUGUUAAACUUCAUCGUACCUCUUGUGGUCAUGACAGUACUGUACAGCAUCGUGUGUUUACGCCUGUGGUCACGUGAUCCACCCGGUGAGGAAGCCAAUCAGGAAGAAAGACACGAAGAAGCGAUGAAGACAGCCAAGAAAGUAACUCGUAUGAUGAUUAUUGUAGUUGUUUUGUUUGUGUUGUGUUGGUUUCCUUUUCAAGUUUUUGUUGGUUUGGACACUCUGCAUAAAAUCACUUUGCCUUAUCCCGCACUGAAGUUUGUGGUGUGGCUGUCAAACGCUUACUGUGGAAUCAACCCUUUUGCAUAUUUCUAUUUCAACACGAAUUUCAAAAAGGAGUUGAGGGUUUUGGUGGGAGAAUGCUUCAGGAGGCCAAAGUGCUGCACCAAUGUUCAGCCGUCUUAGCUUUUUCGGGGCAAAAUGUUUUGAACCUAAUUAAUUUCUUGUACUGAAAUUUGGUAUUAUCAUAAAAUGCUUUUAUAUUGAUUUGAGUUUAAAAAUUUUCAUUUCAAUCGAUAUAUGUCAACUCUGAAUAUUAUAUUGGGUGAUUUGGCGACGUUCGUCAUUAGGAACGCCUUCUGACACAUAAAAUAAACAGCGUGCAUCUUACCGAAAUUCAAUCCCAGGUGUAUGUGCUAGCCUUGAGAGGGUUAUACGAGCCUUAGUUACAAGAACGGCUGGGUUAGCUGCCUUACGUUCUAGGGAAAAGUAAUUUGACGGUAAUAUUUUCUAAGGAUGGAGGGACACACUUGUAAAGAAUUUAUUGGCUGAAUCCUUCUGUGUUACAGGGCUCAAUAUUCCGUAAGGCUCUAAAUCUCGAAACUCGCUGUUCUCUCUAAAAAACGCUGUCCGUAUUCAAGACUAUCGUCAAGGUUCUGGUCUGUAAAACUCUCAAGUGUCACAAUGUCCUAUAUCACAAAACCACAAUCGGUGUGGUAAAAUCAGAUAAUCACUAACUUAAUCGAAUUUUAAGAAUCUGUGUGCGGUUUCA
Stylophora pistillata is the source of this 1611-nucleotide messenger RNA. Its product is annotated as RYamide receptor. NCBI's taxonomy places the organism in Eukaryota, Metazoa, Cnidaria, Anthozoa, Scleractinia, Pocilloporidae. Gene Ontology annotation, molecular function: G protein-coupled receptor activity. The record is from RefSeq and is a predicted model, not a curated record. Gene Ontology annotation, biological process: G protein-coupled receptor signaling pathway. Gene Ontology annotation, cellular component: plasma membrane.